This is a messenger RNA of Stomoxys calcitrans (stable fly), 2219 nucleotides long. It is a transcript of the gene sgl, whose product is annotated as UDP-glucose 6-dehydrogenase. Gene Ontology annotation, cellular component: nucleus; cytosol. The transcript has 4 exons. NCBI's taxonomy places the organism in Eukaryota, Metazoa, Arthropoda, Insecta, Diptera, Muscidae. Gene Ontology annotation, molecular function: UDP-glucose 6-dehydrogenase activity; NAD binding. The record is from RefSeq and is a predicted model, not a curated record. Gene Ontology annotation, biological process: glycosaminoglycan biosynthetic process. The coding region runs from base 440 to 1879 and encodes 479 amino acids.
UUUUAGAUCACUAGUUUCCAUCGUUCAUUUUGUAUUGUUAAUUUGCUUCUUAAAACGGUCAACGGUAGAACUCAGUUCACCGGCAAACUCACUCACUUCAUACACAAUUGUUAUUUGGAGUUUCAUACAUAAUUCAAAUUCGUAUAUAUUAGAAAUUCGGUUUAUUGCAGUAUUUUGCUUUAUCGCAUACUAAAGACCCCCUACCCUUUUCACACAACCAUAUACAACAACGAAGAGGCAGCCAAUGCAAAAGAACUACGAUAGCCUAUUUCCUGCUUUUAAAGAAUUAAAAUUUAAAAAGAUAACAAAAGUGUUUCAAUUAGAGAAAAGAGUCUAAGAUACCACAUAGUGAUAUAACAAAGAAACAAACAAAAACACGGGGAAUUCCGAAUACCAACACAUUGUCUGUAAAAUUAAAGUACAAUAAUACAACUCCACCAUGAGUGCUAUGAAAGUUUGUUGUAUUGGUGCGGGCUAUGUUGGUGGACCCACUUGCUCGGUAAUGGCUUUGAAAUGUCCCGACAUAACAGUGACGGUUGUGGAUAAGAGCUCUGAGCGUAUAGCUCAAUGGAACUCUGAUAAAUUGCCCAUAUAUGAGCCCGGUUUAGACGAUGUCGUCAAAAAAUGUCGCAACGUGAACUUGUACUUUUCAACGGACAUAGAGACGGCCAUAAAAGAAGCCGACUUAAUAUUCAUAUCCGUCAACACUCCCACAAAAACUUUUGGAAAUGGCAAAGGUCGUGCUGCCGAUUUGAAAUAUGUGGAGAGUGCUGCUCGUAUGAUAGCCGAAAUUGCUCAAUCCAAUAAAAUUGUAGUGGAGAAAAGUACAGUUCCUGUACGUGCUGCCGAAAGUAUUAUGCACAUCUUACAUGCAAAUCAAAAACCAGGCAUACGUUAUGAUAUUCUCUCGAAUCCGGAAUUUUUGGCCGAAGGCACUGCCAUUGAAGAUCUGUUACAUGCCGAUCGUGUGCUAAUUGGGGGUGAGGAAACUCCCGAAGGUCAUAAAGCAAUAGAAAAGUUAUCAUGGAUUUAUGAACAUUGGAUUCCCAAAGACAAUAUAUUGACCACAAAUACUUGGAGUUCAGAAUUAUCCAAAUUGGCGGCAAAUGCAUUUUUGGCUCAAAGAAUUUCCAGCAUUAACUCUCUCUCAGCUGUGUGUGAGGCUACCGGGGGCGAUGUUUCAGAAGUGGCUCGUGCCAUUGGUCUGGAUUCUCGCAUUGGUUCGAAAUUUCUGCAGGCUUCCGUUGGUUUUGGUGGUAGCUGUUUCCAAAAAGACAUUUUGAAUUUGGUCUAUAUUUGCGAAGGACUCAAUUUACCUGAAGUGGCUGCCUAUUGGCAACAAGUUAUCGAUAUGAACGAAUACCAAAAAUCAAGAUUUUCACAAAAAAUUAUCGAAUGCCUAUUUAAUACGGUCUCGAAUAAGCACAUUUCGAUACUGGGCUUUGCCUUCAAGAAGAACACUGGUGAUACCAGAGAAACUCCGGCAAUUACCGUUUGCAAGACACUGCUGGAAGAGGGAGCCAAAUUGGAUAUUUACGAUCCCAAGGUAGAGCCUGAACAAAUCAUUGACGAUUUAACGCAUCCUAGUGUAACAGAAUCACCUGAAACGGUCAAGCGGGCGGUUCAAAUUCAUAGUGAUCCCUACAGUGCGGUGAGGGGAACACAUGCCAUUGUUUUGUGCACCGAAUGGGAUGAAUUUGUGACACUCGACUACCAACGCAUUUAUCAAUCCAUGAUGAAGCCAGCCUACAUUUUUGAUGGCCGCAAGAUUUUAGAUCACGAACGUUUGCAACAGAUCGGUUUUCAUGUCCAGACAAUCGGCAAGAAGUACUCACGUUCCGGCCUUAUGCGUUCUUGGGGUAGUGUUCAACAAUUGUAGGCCUAUCAACCGAAGAAAGUAAAACUUGCCAACGGUUUUACGCCACUAGAUUAAGUCCAAACUUUUCCAACGGUUUUAUAUGCUCUUGUGUCGUGUCAGUUUUUUACAAUGCACCCAUUUAUUAUUGUUCUCUAACUUUUGAAAAGACUUUAAUGCACACAGUAUUUUUUUCGUCUUCUUAAGAAAUCCACAUAAGUCAAUCCUAUUUACAUGUAAAUAAUUACGUACCAUUUAUUAACAACCAAAAUCAAUAUUCAAUUAGGCAAAUUGAAUUUAUCAACCAGCAAAGCAAGCAAACAAUAAAUAUAUAUAUUACGAAAGCGGCAAUAUACAUAUAUAA